CACGGUCAGAAUUUGCUGCCAGCCUUCAACCAAUUCUGGCACGAAGUCUACAAUAUCUCCAUAUGUGUGUGUGUGGGGUCUGGACGGCGACGUCAGUAUCAAAGCUGUAUUCCCCUAUCACUACAUGGUUGACCUCGUCGUAUGGCGUAGUAUAGCGUACGGCGUAGUAUAGCGCGGAGUUGGUGGACCACGUCUUGUUGGAGGCCUGACCUCUGCCCCACUCACGAACAGCUUCAACGCCCACAGCUGCAGGUGUGCAGUCGCUUGACCAUAAUGUCUUUCUUCGGCUUCGACACCACCCUCCCACGGGACCGACAGCAGCAAUCUUCCGGACGAGGCAUGUUCGAGCAGCAUGAUCCCUUUGCUGGUCUUGGACAGGCCGAGGGUGGCGAUGAUGGCGAGAUGCUCAACUUUGAGGACACCUACGAUGGGCUGGGGCGGAACCUCGACGAGUCCGGCGACACGUUCAACGAUGAUACCUUUGGCGGCGAUGAGCCGGUCACACGGCAGAGCGUGGGCAAAGACUUUGACUUUGCAGGGCAGACGGCGCGGGCGAUGGAUCAGCAUGGCCCGCAGUACGGCCGGGCACAAGCACAGCACGCUCCGCCGCCGAAGCCGACACGAACGGGCUACGAGGCGUACAAGGAGCCCGAGUAUAUUCCCAAGCUAGAGGCUGAUGCUUCGAUUUGGGGUAGGCCAAUGGGUAGGAAGCCAACGGCGGCGGGGGGUGAGCAGCAUGGCCGAACCGACAGCUCGGCGGGGAAGAAGAUGAUGAGCUUGGAGGAGGUAGAGGCGAUGCUCCGAGCGCAAGCGAAGCCAAUACCACCUGCCAUGUCAGAGAAUGAAAGGCAAGCUCAAGGUCUACGAGACAUGCUAGGCGUCGCGUCUCCGCCCAUCAAUCCCCAACAGCAGCCGCCGCCAUCAGAGCAGCCGAGACCGGUGCAGAUACUGCAGCGUCCGCAGCAUACCACGCGGCCAGAACCGGUCAUUCAGCAUCCGACUCCGGAACACCAUCUAGGCGCAUCUCAAGUUCUGCAAGGACGAUACUCACCGCAACCGCCUCGACCUCAAUCACGAGACUUUCACGCCCAACCCCCACCGCAGCACGUGCAUCACCAACAACAACCGCAAAUGCCUGUGCAGCCUCCACGCGGUCCAAUGCAACAUUUGGCACACCAACGCGGCCCUUCCUACAGCGGCCCGCCCAUAACCCAAGCCCAACAAAUGAUGCAAAUGUCCGCUCCCGACCGCGAAGCCUACAUGGCCGAAGAAGCCAAGCGCGCCAAACGCAACCACAAGAUCUUCCUCCUCAGCAAGAACAACGGCCUCAUGACCCCGCAGGACAAGAACUUCAUCACCCGCAUCCAGCUGCAACAACUGCUCACCGCCACCGGCGGCGUAGACAACGAACCCGGCAGCGAAGAGCAGCUGGCGGAGGACUUCUACUACCAAGUCUACGCCCAGAUCCGCGGACCGCCACGCAGUAGUUCGGGUAACGUGGGCAACGGACCCAGUCAGUUCGCGCAGACGUAUCUGUUCCAGACGGGCAGUCGCUACGGGUACGGGAGAAGUAGGCAUCACCCGCGCGGUGGCGACAACCACGUCCAGCGAAUGGAGCAGCAAGUCGCUCGUGCGGUCGAAGCGGCGAAAGCGAGACCGAAGAAUAAGCAGCUUGUCGUGGAAGGUUCGCUGGGCAAGAUCGCGUUCAGCAACUCGAAGACGCCGCGUCCGUUGCUUAAUCUGAAGCGGCCGGAUUCCGAGGCGAAGAUGAGACAGCCGGUGAAACCUGCUGCGGUCUUUGAUCGGAAAGUGGCGUUGAGGGAUAUUGAGAAGAUGUACACUGUACUCAUGCGGCUGGAGGACCAUGAGCGCAAGUUGCCGCCCCCGCCGAAUGAGGAGAGUAGUCCGGAGGUGAUUGAGGGGCAUAUGCGGUGGCGUAGCGAGAUGCAGCUGCUCAAUCAGCAGUUGUGGGAGGCACUGAAGGUUAUGGAGCCCAUACAGGCGAACCCAACGUCACCCCACCCGUUCAUUCAGAUAUUGUCGCACAGCAAAGGCAAAAAAGCCAUCCCCCGCGUCUUCCGCCACCUGGACGACCAACAACGCCUCACCAUGCUCACCCUCAUCGUCAUCCAUCUCGACCAGCUAGACGUCAUCCGCGACGCUUACCCAUCACUGGACAACAGUACUCCGCUCCCGCCCAGAGUCCGAGAAGAGAUCGAAAUCUUCACCCAAGCUGUCAUGCCACCGCUCUUCAGCUACGUUAACGAAGCACCGCUCAACAUCAUCAUCGGUCUGCUCGGGCUGGUCAUGGAUCGUGUACACGUGCAAGGGAUCGUGAGGACGAAGGUGGGUGUGAGUGUGCUUACAAUGUUGGUCAGCCGGGCGGAGCUGGUGAAGCAAGCACAACAGCCUGCACAGCCGUCCCCGCAACAGCAGGAAGAUUGGUCGCAGUGGGCUCACCUCUACAACCGUCUUUUCGAUACUGUUGAGCCGGUGCUGCCUUACAUCUUCCCUCCACCUUCCGCCAGUACCACCACUUCGUCGGCUAGCACGCUGGACUCGCAAGCAUCCGACGACGUACACGUCUGGCAAUUCCUCGCCGCCAUGGGCGUGGGUGCUUCUCCAGACCAGCAGCAGAGGUUAGUCCUGGGUGUCAAGGAAAAGGUUAUGGAGACCGUAGGCGCGGCAAAGGCUUUGCCGGAAACAGAGGCGGAGGUCAAGGAUCGGAGGUUAGGGGAGGUGAAUUUGUUCAUGAGGGCUAUCGGGUUGGAUGUUGAGUUGCUUGGUUGAUGUUGCAGUGAUUGAAAUGGUCGUGGGAAGAGCGCAGCGUGCUUACCCAAGCAAUUAGUGGCUUAAUGCUUUUCGCUUCAUGUAUGGAGCUUUUCUAUUGCAGCUUGCUGCUCGCUUUUUGCACUUGGAUGCCUGGCUCGUCUCGCGGCUAUCUUCGAUUCGAUUCGUCACUGGCGCUCACGACACAAACGCUGAUUUGAGGGAGAACUCUAAACGUCGACGCUGCACGGUUGCCUGACAUACGAGCGCCGUACGGUCAACCGCACGAUUAUGUUCAAGCACAACGUUCGAGAAGCAUGCGGUCGAGAAGCAUACGGGCAACAAGCAUACGGUCAACAAGCAUACGCUCAACCGCACGGUCAUGCACGGUCGGCCGCGCGAUUACGCACACGACUAAUCGCCACGAUCAACUGUAACAUGUUUUAAACACGGUCAAACCGCGCGCUCGACCGCACGGUCGGUUGUACGGUUAAUAGCACAGUUAAGUACACU
Molecule: messenger RNA, 3282 nt
Organism: Baudoinia panamericana UAMH 10762
Lineage: Eukaryota; Fungi; Ascomycota; Dothideomycetes; Mycosphaerellales; Teratosphaeriaceae
Exons: 2
Coding region: 274-2790 (838 amino acids)
Biological process (GO): P-body assembly; deadenylation-dependent decapping of nuclear-transcribed mRNA
Cellular component (GO): P-body
Molecular function (GO): RNA binding
Source: RefSeq, a predicted model, not a curated record